Molecule: messenger RNA, 5138 nt
Organism: Rhopalosiphum padi (bird cherry-oat aphid)
Lineage: Eukaryota; Metazoa; Arthropoda; Insecta; Hemiptera; Aphididae
Product: protein lozenge-like
Exons: 3
Coding region: 725-2803 (692 amino acids)
Biological process (GO): regulation of transcription by RNA polymerase II
Molecular function (GO): RNA polymerase II cis-regulatory region sequence-specific DNA binding; DNA-binding transcription factor activity, RNA polymerase II-specific
Source: RefSeq, a predicted model, not a curated record
UCCGGACGGCGACCAGAACGCCAACAGGUGCGGACGCGCGCGCACACAUGAAAUCUGUACCUACGUAAUAACAAUAUUAAUAUCGCGCGCGUAUUUGUCAUCAGACCGCCGCCGCGGUCGUCCGCAUGCACGCGCGCAACGCGACCAUCUCGCAUAAUAUUAUUAUCAUCUCGUCCGUCGCGUAUUCCUGCACGUGUGGACCGCGGUGCCCACCACCGCCGCUGCCGCCGUCGUCGGAACGUACAUUAUAAUAAGUGCAUAAGUGUACAAGUGCAUAAGUGUGUGUGUGUGUGUGUGUGCGUGCGUGCGUGCGCGCGUGAGUUUCGAAUCUUCUUCGUGCGGUAUCCCCCACCCGCCGCAUUACUGUUCGCCGCUGCAGACGUAAACGCCGGGUCACGCACGCGCUCGCGGUUUUCGUUCGCAACGUCGUUAGGUAUUGGUUUUUUUCGAAUUUUCGUCGGGUCGGUCGACGAGGUGCGUUCUCGUACGGUCGCGGUACACGAGAUAUCUCCCCGUACGGUUGUAUCGCUAUCGACCCGCGACAACAAUAUACAGGAGUCUUGUGGCGAACAUACGUUUCGUGCGGCUGCCGCUCGUUGGAACACUGCAGUACGCGCGGUCUAUCCGAUAUACGGGACGCGGGUACCCGAUGGUCGGCGGCGUCGCCGUGCGCAGCUGACGCUGGCCAUGGUGGUCACCGCGAGACGGCGAAGUUGCGCGGGCUAUGAAAAAGAAUGUUGGCGUCGACGGCGGAGGCGAACGCAAGUCGCUGCGGAACAGACGACGUCGGGGGUUGGACGGUGACGGGCAGCCGCCAUCUCCGUCGCCGGCGGUCCCGCCGCCGCCGACCGCGGCCACGGCCACGGUCACCAGCGGAGCGUUGCACAGACUUCAGACGGUUGCGGCGGCUGCGGCCGCGUCUUCUUCGUCGGUAGCGGCGGCGGCGGCGCCGGCGGUCGUGGUAGUCGACGGAAGGGAUCCGUCGACCACGACCGCAGUCACAGCAGACGAUUGGCUGUUCGCCGAUUGGUUGGACGGCGGUGGUGGCGGCGGUGGCGGUGGGAGCACAGCCGCAACAGGUGUCCCGGAGCAGCACCAGCACCAGCAGCACCAACAACAGCCCGAAGCCGAUAUGAUCAUGGAGUGCGGUGCCCUCGAGCCCGGCGUCGGGCCGCUCCAUCAUGCGCAUCAUCACCAUCACCAUCACCACCAUCACCACCCGUACUUGUUGGCCGAGUCCGCGGCCGCCGUCACCACGGCCACCACGGCCGCUGGACACUUUAACGUGCUCAGCUUCGAAACGUACAAAGGCGGCGUGACCACCGGCACCGGUGGACACGUGGGCAACGGCGGACACGGCACCGGCAACUCGGCGUGCCACAGUCCGGCACAGGGAAACGCCGGCACCGAUCUCAACACGCCCGUCACAACGAGCGCCGAAGUACCUUCGUUUUUCGGCCCGUCCACAGUCGUAGAACCGCCACUCAUAACAGGAUCAUUGCAAGACACUGAUGAAAACGGUAGCAAUAGAAGUGCUAUAGAACACAAGCUAGAGGUAUCGCUUCAAUUAAAAACAGAAGCCAUCGGAGGUGAACCGGAACAGGACGAUGCCGGUCAAGACGUCAUGUACACAACUAACUCUAGCAUACCAUCAGGGCAGUCCAGAAUUAGUUAUAGGUUCUCCACAAAUAGUCCUAUGCAAACAGCUCCGUGCUCAACUAGUUCCUCAAAUAACAAUAAUAACAACCACCUCAGCACAUCUUGGCUUUUGCCUAGCCCAGAUAAGAACAUAUUUCCACCUUUGUUCAACCUGCUCCAACCUCAACCGUCGAGCACGCCCACCUCAUACCACAGCUCCAGUCCUCACUACGAAGACAGAUCUCAACAAAGUCAAGUAGAAUUGCUUGGAAUGAGUAUCGACUGUGGUAAACAAGCACCACCCACAUACGCCGGUUGCGGAGUGACUGGAAACGAUCAAGAUCUCAUAUACCACAACCGUGGUCAAAUGAUGCAACAACAGUCAUCACCAGUGAACAAAUACCAUUGGUUGGACUCACCGGUCGAAUACGGUGGACAGCACCAACAACAACAGCAACAGCAGCAACAGCAACAGUUACAAUCUCAACAACAACAACAAAUGAUUCCCAAGCAAGAGUUCAACGUAGUAAACGUGGACGUCCAGUCACCGGGUUCGUCGAGCGUGUCGCAGGGUGGCUACAGCGUCCAGCUAGCCGAGUAUAACCCGUCGACAAGCAAAGGUCACGAAAUACUAUCGCAAGUGUACCAGCAGUCUUCGCUACCGCUGAAGCUAGUGCCAGUGAAACCCCGAAAAUACCCAAACAGACCUAGCAAGACGCCGGUGCACGAACGACCAUAUGCAUGUCCAGUGGAGCAUUGCGACCGUCGUUUUUCCAGAUCGGAUGAACUUACAAGGCACAUCCGUAUACACACGGGUCAAAAACCGUUCCAGUGCCGUAUAUGCAUGCGAUCGUUUUCCAGAUCUGACCAUCUUACGACGCACAUUCGAACACACACUGGCGAAAAACCGUUCACAUGUGACGUGUGUGGUCGCAAGUUCGCGAGGAGCGAUGAAAAAAAGAGACACGCAAAAGUUCAUCUGAAGCAACGGACGAAAAAAGAAACCAAAAUGGCAGCGUUGUUAGCACAACAACAACAACAACAACAACAACAGCAGCAGCAGCAACAGCAACAGCAACAACAACAGCAUCAGCAGCAACAAGGAUCGUCGCAACAACAUAUGCAUCAUAUGGGAUUCCAAACCGGCGACACUGGUCACAUGUAGACGCAAUCAUGCAAAUAUGUCUUUAUUUAUUCCCUUUUAUUUGUUUUUCAUGCGCUAGGGUGCUUAAAACCUAAAGGUAAGCACGGAAGAAACCACUGUUACCAUGUUUAGUUACACUACCAAUGUAUGAGUCGCUCCAUCUUACGAUGCCUAUCUUAUCAUUAUUAUUGGAUUACAGAGUAUUUAUACCGUCGGCAAUGAUGUCGCCAAAAUCAAAACAGGGACAUAACUAUAUUUGUAAUAAUUAUUGGUGCUACACGAUUUGUAUCUUUAAUGUGGGAUCAUCUUGAAUGUAGAGUAUGCCAUCGUAGAGUAAUUUAAAACUGUUCGUGUACUUUUCAAGUAGUAAGGACUUAUCACAUCUAACAACGCAACAGGUAUUUUACUUAUUCACUAAUGUGUGAAACUUAUAAAUCUGUCAAUCCAAAUAGGUGAAUUCGUAAUGUUUAUAGUAAUGUAUUCCGUAGUUAAGCCGCGUUUCUCAUGUUGUGUGAAAAAAUAUUUAAUAUUAAUUCGCUCCGGUUCCCAGAUUUAUAGCAAUUGUGUCGGUUUGAGGAAACAAAACUCAUCGAAGUACCUGAUUAAAUCACGAUUAAAAUGUAAUGCACGAAUACAUUCCUUGCUAAAAUACUCCGCUGGGCUAUAGAAUAUCCCGAGGUUUUUAUUUUUAGCAUAAUUAGUGUGUAUUGUUUUAUCUUUUGCAUUUAUUUUAUUUGCUUUUUAUCAAUAUAACUGUAAUUUUCAUUUUUAUUAUUAUUAUGGUAUGCCUGUUUUGCAUUCCAACAUAUAUUUUUACUGGUAAAUCUUUGAAAAUUUUAUUUUACGGAAAAAUUUAAAUUUGAAGGCUAAAACGGUACGAAUUCUUUUCUUAUAAAAUUAAUAAAAUUUAAAAGACAUAUUUUUGUACACACAAAAAAAAUGAAUUAAUACUUCGUUUUAUUUAUUUAUUUAUUUAUUUAUUUUCUCCUAUAUUUUUCUGUAAAUUACUCAAAAUUAGGUUUAGUACAUUUUUUUGUAAAUCUCUGUUUCUGUUAACACCCACUUGUUCUUCGGUAAAAGCAUUUUAUAUAAUUUCUAAAUUAAAAAAAAAAAAAACGCUGAAAACUAUUAACAAUUAUUUAACAACUUACUGUUAAGGUGUUUUACUGUAAGUAUAAAAUAAUUAAUGUUGUUUAUUUUUUUAUUCAUUCAUUGGUGUCUUACAUUUUGUCAUUUUGUAAGUUAAUCGUAUUUUUUGUAUUAUACAAUAAUAGCUUGUUUUUGUAUCUGUAUACGAACGUUUGUACAACAAAUGGUAAAUCGCUCAAUGGGUUUAUAUUAUAGUCAUUUCGUAUUUAUGUCUCUAUUUUCUACCAUUUUAAAUUUCAUAACUCAGUGUCUCCAAUUCAUGUUUUCUUUACUAAUUAAAAAUAAUUACAUCGUGUUAAGAAUAUUUUCAAUCGCGCACUCGUCUAUACAAUACGACCUAUACUGAUCUAAAUAAUUUUAUUAUUAUUUAUUCGUAUGAUAAAAGAGGUAGAGGUAGUACAAUAAUACCUACAUAAAAAUGUUUCAAAUAAUUAUUGUUACCAUAUUUUAUGACUUCUAUAAUAAUUCGAUUUUAGACCUAUAAAUUCUCCAUCGGAUGUGAGUUAUGCCUGCCUACUAAUAAUUAUCACAAAUAAGAUGAUAUACAACUGAUAAUAGCUAAUAUAGAUAAUAACUUUAUGGUGUAUCAGUCGAUUUGUCUGCGCUAUGAUAUAAUGCACACCGGUGUAGAAAAAUAUCCGAUAGAUUGGCAAAAGAGUAUUACGUAUUGAGGAGAAUCCUUAUUUUUCUUUUUUUAAGAACAGAAAAUAAACUUAGCUACGACGUUUUCCAUGCUCACUCAUAGGUACAUACUCCUAUAAAUAUUAUGUAUUUAUUACUUAAAAUUAUUUGACAAUCUAUAUAUUACAGUAAAUUUGUUUAAAAUUGACACGUUCAAAGCACAUGGCAGGCAAAAUUAUUCCAUUUUUGAGCUGCCAAACAUUUGUUAUAUACAUUAUACAUAUAUAUAAAUAUAUAUACUAAAAAAAACGUUACUACAUUAUAUCGUUGUUAUUAUAAAUUAAAAGAUUUUUCUAUCUAGUUUGUGAAGUUUGAUGUUUAUGUAUAAGUGUAUAUUAUUAUUUUACUUUUAUUACUUGUAUAAAAAAUUAAAAAUUAAAAAUAGACGUUAUAAUAUUUAUUAUAUUAUAUUUUAAGUGUCUAAUGUUUUGUCUUCUUUGACUGACAUGUAUUUUUCUUCUUUUUAUAUUUUAUGUGUACAAUAUUUAAAAAAAAUAAAUGUCUGUAAAAUUGUUAACUAAAAAAA